AUUAACCCAGAUCAUAUGAAUUUGCUUAAAUUAAGAAACGGAAAUGUUUCCAACAAGACCGAAAUACACGGUGAACUUGAAAGAUUGCUGUUAUCAAACCUAGUUGAAAGCUAUAUACCGAAUUUCGUUUGGUACAAUAAAGAAAACGUUCAAAAUUCAAAUAUAAAUGUGAAAGAUGAAAACAUAACUGUCUGUAACAAAUUAAAAAUUGAUACAGCUUGGACAACAAAACAAGGCCUAUGUUCGUUGAUAAAACAAAAAGACUGGUUUUACAUAGAGAACACUGCAGAUGUAAUCGUUCCUCGCACUUACAAUAGUUACGAAGGCGGUGAAACCGAAGCAUUUGUGAAUGACUACAAAGUAACUGCGUGCACCGGUUUACUCAAGUGGAUACUUUCAAUGGUCGCUAACGAGAAGGCGGUGUUUUGUGAGACUGGAAAGAUUUCUUUGAACGUUAUGGUGUUUGCAUUAAAUAGAUGUAAAGAAUAUCUGUUCCGAAAACAACAUCUAGACAUCGAUCGCUCUCUGAACAGCGUAAAUUCAAAUCAAUGGAAUAACUUCUUGAAAAAAUAUUAUCGCAUUGUCUCCAGAAACGAACUAUUUCAUCUUACUAAAGAAGAAAAAAUACCAAUUUAUUUAAGCUAUGCCCAAUUUUUACUGAAGGAAAUACAAAAGUAUCGACCGCAAAUUAUUUGUGAAGGAUAUAACAACGUUUGGAUACUGAAACCUGCUCAUUGCUCUAGAGGUAGAGGAAUACGGAUUGCUUCCAAAUUAGGAGUAAUUAAUGAUUUAAUAGCUAAAGCUAAUAGCAAAUAUGUUAUUCAAAAGUAUAUUGAAGAGCCUAUGUUAAUACACGAAACAAAAUUUGAUAUAAGGCAAUAUUAUUUGAUUACCAGUACAUAUCCUUUGAUUAUUUGGAUAUAUAAAGACUGUUAUUUGAAGUUCAGCUCUCAGAAAUAUAACCUUGGAAACUACCACGAAUCUAUACAUUUAACUAACAACGCCGUACAAAGGAGAUAUAUGAACUGUGAAGAGCGCCAUCCCGAUCUACCCAAUAACAAUAUGUGGGAUUUGGAUACCUAUAAAGAUUAUUUAAAGGCAAUCGGCAAACCCUCGGUGUGGGAUGAUUUAAUAUAUCCCGGUAUGAAAAAGACAAUCACAGGUGUGAUGCUUAGUAGCCAAGAAACAAUGCCGGCUUGCAAGAAUCGCUUUGAACUGUACGGUUGCGAUUUCCUACUGGACAAAGAUUACAAGCCUUGGUUGAUCGAAAUCAAUGCGUGCCCUGAUCUCAACAGUACCACACGAGUCACCGCGAAAAUUUGUCCGGCCGUUUUAGCUGAUGUCAUUAAAGUUGUGAUAGAUUAUGCUGCUGACAAAAAUGCUUCGACCGGCAAUUUCGAAUGUGCAUACCGACAGACAAUAACCACACCUAAUUACGGCGGAGCUGCUGAUUUUAUAGUUAAAGGUUUUCCUGUACCUCACGAUUAUUUCUAUAAAGGAAAUAUAAAAUUAGAAGAAUCCUUUGAAGACAUCGAUAUGGAUAAGCCACGAGACGUUCAAGCUGUAUUGAAGAAAUUAAAACGGUUUUAUAACAGUAGUAACUGUACUGAUAGAAUGUUACCUCUAGAAAAUAAUGAGUUGUAUUGUGACAAAGACGAUAUUAAUAGAAAAUCAUCACAUAAAACCGUGAGAUCGUUUCUCGAAGAUGACGCUGAAAAUUUGUUCAUAAAUGAUGAACGGAAGGAAAUGGAGACUUAUUUAGAAAAUUUCCCGAAUUUCAAAUCGCAUUUAUUCGAUAAUUAUAAUUUGUGUUCUGAAACAUCUUUGACUCGCUUAAGAAGUACUAAAAGUCUGACUAAUAUUAAAACACUGAUGAAAGAAUCAAACGAAACGUUUUUUGGUUCAGCACAUUUUGAAUCGGAUCGGUUGUUUAGUUUUACUAAAUUAGACGAAGUUUGUUCUCUGAGUCCCAGUUUAAUGGAUUAUUGA
This is a messenger RNA of Bombyx mandarina (wild silkworm), 1989 nucleotides long. Its product is annotated as tubulin glycylase 3A. The record is from RefSeq and is a predicted model, not a curated record. Gene Ontology annotation, cellular component: microtubule cytoskeleton; axoneme. Gene Ontology annotation, biological process: cilium assembly; cilium movement; protein polyglycylation. Lineage: Eukaryota; Metazoa; Arthropoda; Insecta; Lepidoptera; Bombycidae. Gene Ontology annotation, molecular function: protein-glycine ligase activity, initiating.